AUGUCGCAUGAUUUUCACCCAGAGCACCCUCUGGAGCUGUGUUUAGGCGAAGAAGAUGAUGAUGGGGAGACUAGAUACAUGGUCUGCUCUGGUUGUGGAAACAUGUUCAUUGGGUCUCGCUACGAGUGUAAGAAAUGUGAGAUCUACUUGGAUCUGGGCUGUGCGCUCAUGGAGAACAUCUUUAGGUGUUGGGACGCCACGGAGAAGUUCCAUGAUAGCCAUUGCCAUAUCCUUAGGAGGUGCAGACCAGGACCAAAUGCCAACGUUUCUUCUUCUUCUUGCCUUCUCUGCGAGCUUCCUCUCUCUCCCUCUGCCAUUUGUUACGGCUGCGUUCAUUGUUACUUGUUUUUCCACGAGCGUUGCCUUCAUCUUCCAACAGAGAUUCAGCAUCCCGUGCAGUUCACAAAUCUCAUGAACACAAAAUGUUCUGUAGAGCUGCUACUGAUGAUAGCGAGAGUUUUGGAGAAGACGGUCCAUGUCACGGUCAAGAAACGUCUUCACAUUCAUCCGCUUAGGUGUAAAACAUUCAUUGCCGGGUCUAGUGCAACGGAGUAUUGUGGCGUUUGUGAGACAAUUAUACACACGGAGCACAGAGUUUAUUCAUGCAAAGAAUGUGAUUUUCUUGGCCAUGUUGAGUGUUGUCUACGUAAGGUUAAUGGCGAGGAACAUAUUCAUGUGAUGAUACCGUGCAAGAUGAGUGAGCUUUUGGAACAAGCAAAGUGUGACAUCUGUGGAGGAGAAAUAUGUAGCAGCCCUUGUAAAUGCGAGACAUGCAGCUUCCAGUCACAUCACUUCUGCGCAGAGCUAGGGUGGCCAUCAAUACAUGAGUUUCAUCCGAACCACCCUUUGACUCUCCUUCCAUGCCCUCCAACAUAUCAAGCUGUGGAAUGUGGCAUCUGCAGCAAGGAAAUAUCUGAUUUCAAUCUCUUCUGUCAUGUAUGCAACUUCAUCAUUCAUAUCAGUUGCGUCUUAAAAGGGUCGUACACGUUCUUCUGUGCCGUUUGUGAAAAGAUGUUGAGUGGGAGAAUUGUUUCAUGUAUGGCCUGUGGAGAUUUGUAUCAUCCUCGGUGUAUCCAAGUUGAGAGGAAAGAUAUACACAACCAUCCGAUUCAUUGCUGCUACAUUCUUAGCCUUUCGAUCGCAAGCGGAGGAUCCAAGUGCCUUGUGUGCAAAGAGAAUAUUGCAAAGUAUAGCUAUGAAUGUCACACAUGCAAGGCCAGUUUCCACUUGAAAUGCAUCGAAGAAGCGGCGAGUGGAUCAAGAGCAGGAGGGUUCCACCAGCAUAAUCUCUAUAACUAUUGGGAGGAGGAUUCAACUCGAGAGUGCAGUGUGUGCGCUAGACCCUGCGGUAAGUCGUUCUAUGGUUGUGUAAGUAGUGACUGUAACUUCUGUGGCCAUGUGGAGUGUGUUGGGUUUCCAUGGGAUGUGAAGAGCCAGCUUCAUCGACAUGCUGUCACCGACAGUUUCCCUGACUCUGAAGAUCAGAGAUGUUCUCUUUAUGGAUCAAGCUACGACGCUGCUGGCAUUUACACGUGCAAUCACUGCGAGGACACGUUUCAUCUGACUUGA
Microthlaspi erraticum is the source of this 1569-nucleotide messenger RNA. The record is from the annotation of a GenBank genome assembly. Lineage: Eukaryota; Viridiplantae; Streptophyta; Magnoliopsida; Brassicales; Brassicaceae.